Dendronephthya gigantea is the source of this 2782-nucleotide messenger RNA. RefSeq lists its product as uncharacterized. Lineage: Eukaryota; Metazoa; Cnidaria; Anthozoa; Malacalcyonacea; Nephtheidae. The record is from RefSeq and is a predicted model, not a curated record. The transcript is spliced from 3 exons. The coding region runs from base 1615 to 2766 and encodes 383 amino acids.
CAGACACUCAGGUGGACAGCUCCUUCAAAGACAACCUAGAAAUCAAUCCAGAAAUAUGGCGAGCCGAAAGCCAGUGGUUUUGCUAUUUCGAGAAGAUUACACACGAGUAAGAGAUUGGGUUUUACGGUAUCCAGAUCGUGAAACCGGUGGCCAAAUGUUUGGUUUAUGGACUCAUGAGAAAAAUCCGUACAUCAACAUUAUCACAGGUCCUGGCAAGAAUUCCCGUCACGGUACUCACUCGUUUCAUCAGGAUAUCGACUACCUAAAAAGCGUUGGUACCUUCUUGAAUAAAGAAUUUAUGAUGUGCCACAUCGGUGAAUGGCAUUCGCAUCAUAAGUUGAGAUUAAGGCAGCCAAGCAGUGGGGACCUAAACAGCAUUUGGAAACAUUUUCCCGCCGGAGUCGAACGCUUCCUGCUUAUAAUUGCGACAAUCGAAAACGACGACGUUCGUCUAAAUCCAUGGCUUUUUAGAGCGUCGAGCCAUACGCACGAAAGCAUAGAAGUGAAAUACAUCGAAAAACCCAACGUUUUCAUGAAGGAUGAGAUUGUUUUAAGGAAUAUUCGAAGUGGAGAGGAACAAAGUGGAUCGCAUCGACCCCAGAACCCGCCGAUGCCAAGUGAGAGCUGGUUUCAAAGCGAUUGGGGAGGCACCUUCGUCCAACUGCUCCAUAGCAAACUGGAGAAAUUCAAAAACCCAUCAAAAGACAUCGAGAUGAGUAAAAAGAACGGGUGCCUUGGUCUUUCGUGUGAAACAAAAAGAUGUCACGUUGUUCUUGAGUUUCCUCUCAAUUUUCCUUGCGCACCAUUGGUAAUUAAAUUGAUGGGGCUCAGAACAGGCUCCGGCUCUUCAAGAGAAGUGAUGCGAUGGUCCGAGGAAAAAAGACAUGAUCAAGAUCAAGUAGAAUUUAUUGAUCAACUCAUCAGUCAUAUGCACAGCCAUUUAAGUCACCUUCGAUAAUACAAAUCAAAUUUUUGAACGUAAAACACGAAACAGUAUUCCGCGCUCUGAGAGUGAAUAUGUGGUGAAUAUGAUCACUGUAAAUACGCUAAAUAGAGAAAUGUUAAUCAAUCGUUAACUUUGCAAAAGAAUAAGUUCUGAGUUGUCUGUUUCAAUGUUUUUUGUGGCUGAAAUUGCUUUAGUACUUCAUGGUAGACUACGCACCCGCUUCCGUGCAACCGCAGAUAUUGAAAACAGGAAAAUGAUAACAAUCCGAUCUGUUACUUGGAAUUACAGAUCAAUUUCCAUACUGGUCAAAGUGAAAGUGCGUCUCGAACCGGAACCGAAGCGGUUCAUUUUAUAAAUACUGCGUCUAUAACCAGGUAAUCUUGAGAGGAUAAAGAAGAUACAAUUCGAUAAAGAUAAUUUUCUGCUUGUGUGCGAGUUCAAAGCAAAACUGACCACAAUUUCUAUGCAAAUAAACGUGUAUUUAUCAUCGAUGAAAGAAGAUGACGUAAGAUGAAUCGUUGAUCUUUAGACUUAAAAACAAAAGAAGAUUGAUCAAGGUUAUCUUUGGCUGAUAGCUUCCUUUAUAUAUGGCCUAAUUCAUAACAAAAUAUAUUUUACAUUAUUCAACCUUUAAACUUAAGACGACUCACUAAAAACAUAACAAAAACAUGAGCAAUCUAUGGGGUAAGCCCUUUACUGUGUACAUGUAUGAACAAGAAAUACGAUUUCUGGAAUGGUUGGUGUUACGGAGGCAGAAUAUCGAAACUGGUGGUGAUUUAUUUGGACUAUGGCAAAGUGAAGACACUGUUAUAGUUCAGCUUGUCAUUGGACCAGGUGAAGGUUGUUCACGUACGCAGACCUCAUUCCACCAAGAUGUAGAUUAUUUAUCACGUGUGGGUGAAAAAUUGACCAAGUCCCAAGGUUUGUGCAAUAUUGGUGAAUGGCACUCGCACCAUAGAAUUGGUAUGCCCACCCCAAGCUAUGGCGACCAAACCACAGUAUGGAGCAAUAUGGAUUCAGUAGCUGGUGGUCGAUUCUUGGUCUUCAUUGCGUCCAUAAGCGACUCGUUUAAAAAACCAUCUGUUUCUAUUCGGUGCUUUAUGUUUACAACAAAGGAUAUGAGCGAAGGUUCACUGCAGAUAUUACAGGGGUAUAGCCCGAUUCGCGGGCAAUUUAACGAUGUAGCACCAGGUCCAGAGCAAGGGGUGGGUUGGGAAGAUUUUGUGAAAAAUUUCGAAAGCCAUCAUAGUAGCUCAACAAAAAAGAAAAAGGUUUCAAGAUCUCCACAGAAGAGACAACCACGAACUCCCCCAGUGGGAAGCUCAACUCCUAAGUUCCCAACCUCCGAACCCCCAACUCUUAAAUCCGCAACUCCUAAAUCCCCAACUCCUAAAUCCGCAAUUCCUAAAUCCUUAAUUCCUAAAUCCCCAACUCCUAAAUCUCGAACUCCUAAAUCCCUAACUCCUAAUUCCCCAACGAAAAAUGAUACUCGUGAAACAAAUUUGGAAAAUGGAAAUAUGACGAAAUAUGGUAGCAUAAUUAAAAACGAAAAGACAAAUGGAAAAAAGAAGCCACAAAAUUCGAAAAAUAGAUCAAAAACUCCAAAGCGUGCCAAAAAAGAGAAAGGAUCUACGACAGAAUCAGAUGACCAAACACGACUAUUACGUGAUUUUGCAUCACCCCUACCCAAUUCUGCCAGCGACAUUGAGAGUAGUUCUUCUUGGAAAUCUAAAUUCAAUAAACGGUUUUUCAUUUUAGUGGGGGUUUUAGUGUUGAUUGGAACAGUGGUGUUGGUGGUGGUCUUAGUUUUGAACGGAUAAAUCAAUCAACAAGGAA